GGCAACAAUCUCCAAGGGUGGCUGUUGGCAAUUGCUUCUGGUUUUGCUUGUUGCAUAGGAGCCUCCGCAGUCUUUUCAAACUUCUUUAUUCCAAAGCUAAAGGGCAUUAAACAUAAACAAAACUUAGAUUUUAUGGUUGCAUCAUUUGCACUCGGAUCAGGAGUAUUGGUACCUUUAAAUUUUGUCGAUAAUCUUAACGAAGAUUCGCCGUUGUUAAAAAAUCACUUGGACGAACGCACUGAUGAUAUAUCUAAAAAUAGCUAUUGCAAUAUACAGGAUUUCAAUGAGGCCAACAGCUCAGACAGGCACGCCGUUUUUGUUGUGGAUAGCGACACUGAUGAACCUGCCAUUCCUUCUGCCCAUGGUCAUUGUGAUAGAGAUUUUCAUCAUCAUCACGACCUUCAAAAUCCGCAUUCAAGAUCCGAUCAAGAAAAUGCAAAGUUAAUGCAAAUAGGCAUUCAAACUGCUUUAGCAAUCUCUAUUCAUAAAUUUCCAGAGGGUCUUAUAACUUUCGUUUCUUCUCAAGUAUCUCGUUCCCUUGGCUUUGCCCUAUUCGCAGCUAUUGCUUUACAUAAUAUCAUAGAAGGUCUCACUAUUGCUCUCCCUAUAUAUAUUGCAACACGUUCACGAAUAAAAGCUUUUUUAUACGCUAGCAUUUUGGGUGGUCUUAGUCAACCAUUAGGUGCACUAGUUGGCUGGAUAUUUCUAAACGAGUCGUUCUUCGGUUGUUGGAAUCACAACUUCAUCUAUGGAGCUUUGUUUGCCGCAACCAGUGGUUUAAUGACUGUUAUUUCCAUCAAUGGAAUGUUACCACAAGCAAUCAAACAUGAUACAAAAGAUGGUCAAAUA
Cetraspora pellucida is the source of this 849-nucleotide messenger RNA. Lineage: Eukaryota; Fungi; Glomeromycota; Glomeromycetes; Diversisporales; Gigasporaceae. The record is from the annotation of a GenBank genome assembly.